Molecule: messenger RNA, 4080 nt
Organism: Canis lupus familiaris (dog)
Lineage: Eukaryota; Metazoa; Chordata; Mammalia; Carnivora; Canidae
Gene: IQCE
Product: IQ motif containing E
Exons: 24
Coding region: 45-2327 (760 amino acids)
Molecular function (GO): protein binding
Source: RefSeq, a predicted model, not a curated record
GCCGCGCCCGCAGCGCCCCGGGCCGGCCGGGCAGCGCCGCCGCCAUGUCGCAGGGCACCGCGGAGCCGGCCUCAGAGACGGGAGAUGACAGUCUAUCUGCAAUUACCUUUGACUCUGACUUUGAGACGAAAGCAAAAAGGAAAAGUUUCCACAAACCUCCACCCACAUCACCAAAGUCACCUUAUCACUCUAAACCGCGAAAAGUGGCAUCCUGGAGAUCUCUGAGGACAGCAGCAAGCAUGCCUCUUGGUAACAGAAUGUCCUUAACCCCACAGAAGCUGUGGCUGGGAAGCACAAAGCAAGGAAGUCUGACCCAACCCCUGAAGUCAGACCUGACCUUGGAGCAUGCAUGGACCAACCCCCCGAGCAGCACUCCCGACUAUCUGACAGAAGCUUUAAGAAUGAAGAGGUCAAAUCUCAGGCGUUCCGCCAGCAACGGUCACGUUCCUGGAACCCUCAUCUACAGAGAGAAGGAAGACAUGUAUGACGAGAUCAUUGAACUGAAGAAGUCCCUGCACAUGCAGAAAAGUGACAUGGAUCUCAUGAGAACAAAGCUUCGGCGCCUAGAAGAGGAAAAUAGCAGGAAGGACCGGCAGAUAGAGCAGCUUUUGGAUUCAUCCCGAGGCCCGGAUUUUGUUCGGACUCUGGCAGAGAAAAGGCCUGAUACUGGCUGGGUCAUUAACGGGCUAAAGCAGAGGAUUCUCAAGCUAGAGCAGCAGUGCAAGGAGAAGGACAACACCAUCAACAAACUGCAGACUGACAUGAAGACCACCAACUUGGAAGAGAUGAGGAUUGCCAUGGAGACUUACUACGAGGAGAUUCAUCGUCUCCAGACUCUGCUGGCAAGCUCCGAGACUGUCGGAAAGAAGCCUCCAGGGGAGAAGAAAAUGGGCCUCAGAAGACAGAAAAAAGUGAGCAGCGCCCUCCUGAGCUUGUCCCGGAGUGUCCAGGAGCUCACAGAAGAAAACCAGAGCCUGAAGGAAGAUCUGGACCGUGUGCUGAGCAACUCUCCCACUGUCUCCACCAUGAAGGGUUACAUGGAGUGGAGUAAGCCCCGGCUGCUGAGACGGAUCACAGAGCUGGAAAAAAAAAUAAGUUCGAUGGAAAGCCCCAAAUUACAUGCUUCAGAAGUGGUCAAGGCAAACGCUGUGGUGCACUCUGCGUCCAGCUCCACUGUGUCCAGGCAGCCACGAGGUGACCAACACGAGGACAACGAGCAUCUGCGGGGGACUGUGCGGAGCCUGAAAGGCGAGCGGAAUGCCCUACAGAUGCAGCUGCAGGAGAAAGAUUUGGAGAUGAAGCAGCUGCUCCAGACAAAUGCUGACCUGCAGAAGGAGCUGGAGGACAUGAAGGGAGGUGAGGAGGAGAGAAGAGGAAGAGAGGAGGCUCUGAGGAGAACUGUGAUGAGGUUUUGUCGGAAGGCAGGGCCGGAAGAGACCAGAAAGGGCAGAGAGGAAAUUCAAACGCUUGUGAAGAAGUGUCAAGAACUGGAAGAGAUUAGGAGAGCAGAGAGAGACAACCCCGUGGAAAUGAGUCCUGAGACCCCAGAAGAACCCCGACCUUCCCUUCCCACCAGCAGGCUCUCUCAGCAGGACCAUGAGCCAGAUCCAAGUGAGGAGGGCUUCUCUUGGCCCCCCUCCACCUGCUCCGAGGGGCAAAGAGACACGGCAGCCAGGAUCCUGCAGGCCCGCUGGAAGAGAUACUGCCAGCAGAAAAAAGAGGCUGUUCUGGCUGAGGCGGCUACGGUGCUUCAGUCAGCUUUCAGGGGACACCUAGCACGGGUGAAGCUGCUAUCAAGCCAGGCGUGUACUUCAGAAUCCCCUGGGCCUCCCAGCCCGCCAGGCCAGCAGGACCCCCUACCACCACGUGUUCCAAGCCGUGCCAUCCAGGCCCAGGAUGACCCCGGGGAGGAAGAGGCCAUCACCACCAUCCAGUCCGUCCUCCGGGCACACUUGGCACGGGUCAGACACAGUGCCGCCAGUCAGAGAGCCACCCCUGCAGCUUCCAGGAGGAGGAGACCCGCUCUGGCACCCGCCCGCCAGCCGCCCGCGCCACCCUGCCCUGCUUUUCCUGGCCAGGAGGACAGUGACAUGAGCAGCGGGGAGACUGUGGAGGGGCCGGCAGCAGAGGAUGAAGUGCUGGGGCCGUGGGGGCCAAGGAAGCCAGCCUCCCUGCAGCCCUGCUCUGGGCCGUUCUCUCCCUUAGGACUGCAACAGCAACCACAGCCCAUGGGGCCUCCACAAGUGGAUGACAGCAGCUCGGAGGAUUCAGACGAGAUUGUCGUUGCUCCAGCUCUGCCCACAAGGAAGAUGGCCUCCCUGCCCUAGGCCCUGGCCCUGGGCCCUCACACGGUGCUGGCUCUGCCGGGGAGCUCAGGGUUCGUAGGACGAGGCGUGUUCCGGGGGACAUAGUGACCAGAAUUGGAAAGCAAUUUAUCUCGUUAAGAGAGAACUACCUACUCCACAGCUCAGCGCUCUCUUCUUUGGCUUUUCUCUUUGGUUUGGUUUUGUCACUUGUCUGGUUGUCUGUGUAGGAAUCCUGAAGCCUCUCCUUAAUCUCUGGGAAGGGCCAGCUGGGCUGGUUUUCAGGGUCAGAUGGACAAUGCCUGUGCCUGGAAUGGGGUCCACCAGGAGCCCUGCAAACACAUGCUCUGGGGAGCAGCUUCCUGGCCACCUUUGGCCUUGAGCUGGGAAGAGCUGCUCUGUCUGGAGCUGCUCUGUCUGGAGCUGGGCCGCCAGCACCUCCUUCUCCCCACCAUGUGCUCCCACCUCUGCCCAGUAAGUAGGCCAAGCUGGACACGCCAGGGCCGCACCUUCUGGAAGAGAGAGAUGUGACAGGCUUGUUUGGGGCAGGCUCUCCCCAACCCAUGACAGGACACGAAGACGUCAAGGCCCCAAGAUGGGCUCGGGCUCCUCAGGCUGCUCCUUUCUGCGCCUCUCCAAGCAGAACUCUCCUCUUCAUUGUCCCCCACCCCCGGAUGUGCCCAGGAAGGAGUCUGGAUGGAUCUUUGUCACUGUGUAGAUUGAGCCUUAAAAGAUACCAAACUGUAAUCAAGAAGUAGCAUCGACCUGCAGGGUCAAGCUGCCCCUGGCCCCAAAGAAAGAGUAGUGGGGAGCCCGCAGCCCAGCCUCUACUGCACAGAGCUCCACUCAGAAGCCCAGUCUCGCCCUUCAUGAGAUUAGCCCUUGCUGAUGGUAACAGGGAGACCUUCAGGCCUGGGUGGGAUUCCGAGGGCCUCUAGAGCCCCACGUCUCCGGGUCCCAGAGCUGAUGCUAGAAAGCUCACCCUGGCUGGGACAGAGUGCCUACUGGAGCCCUUCUGAGGUCACUCUUGAGGAGCACGAGGUUCUGCUUGGGGAAAGUCGUGGGCCCUCCUCCCUGUGGUCAGGAAGCUUCUGCUCCAGCACCAGCAGGACACGUGGCAGGAGGCGCUCUGCAUCCCCCGCCCCUGGGCAGUGAGGUCCCCCAGCCCAGCACAUCCAUCCCAAGUCACCUGGGCCCACCCUGUUAGGUUCUGCUCAUACAGUGGGUUGAGAAGAAUUCAGCCAGGAGGCUUGGCUAGUUUAGUCUCUUCUCUUUGCCUGGUCUGUGGGCUGUCAGGUCAAUUCUCUUUUCUCUUUAUUUUCCCACUGGACUGAUUGGUAACUUGACUGAAUUCCUUGCUGGCCCUGACUUGGGUCAUUCAUGGGGUCUGUUCCACGGUGACCGGACCACCGUUCUCUGGGCGCCGGGUUCAGAGCUCAGGGUCUGUAGGGGCCGGGUGCGCACCCGAGGGCGAGGAAGGCUGGGCCCAUAGGCCUGUGAGCUCGGAUGCGGUUCCUCCCGCCCCUCCCACAAAACACGGGCAUUUCUGCCAACUCUUCACUCUGAGGAGCGGGCUCAGGUCGUAGGGAUGUCCCUGCCUCGGGCCUGGACAAGGCCUGCCCGGGAGAAAGGGGCAAUUCCGCACAGCAUCCGGGUUGGCUUGUGCGCCGCGACCAGAGGGCAGGAUCAGCCCCCGGGAACUGUAAAUAUGUACACUGGUCUGUCCGUGCACCUCUGGUGUAGCAUUGUUGAUCUAUUAAAAGCAAACAGUCUGGAA